This is a messenger RNA of Rotaria sordida, 1194 nucleotides long. Lineage: Eukaryota; Metazoa; Rotifera; Eurotatoria; Philodinida; Philodinidae. The record is from the annotation of a GenBank genome assembly.
AUGUCGCCGUUGAUCAAUCGAAGUGUUGAUGUAUUAAUGGAAAAAUUAACUGAUCAAUAUCGUCACCAUAAACCAUUUGAUAUCUAUGCCUUUUUUAAGCGAUUUACAAUGGAUACAAUUUGGUCGUGUGGAUUCGGUCUCGAUACUGACAUGCAGAAUAAUCCAAAUGAUCCCUAUCUUGUCCAAUCACAACAAGUAUUUACCGAAGAGAAUUCUAUAACUAAGCUAAUUCUUUUGUAUUUAUACGUCACCGAACUCAAAUGGCUGUGGAUUAAACUCUAUCAAUUCGAUAAUACUCUUCGAUAUUUGCUUCGUCAUUAUCUACCUGUGACACGAAGGUUUAUCAACGAUGAACCAUCAACAUGGAUCGAGAAACAGGCACAACAAUUGAUUAAGAAACGUAUCGAAUUGGGUCAUACAGACCGAAUGGAUCUAUUACAAUUGAUGCUAGCAUCUGUUUCGGAUGACGACUUCAUAAAAGAUCAACCAGUGAAAACUGAAACUAAUGUUGACACUGAUAUUGAGCCACCGCUAGUUCGAAAAAUGACCAAACAUGAAAUUGCCUCAAAUAUUUUUCUCUUCAUGAUUGCUGGCUAUGAAACGACAAGUACGGCACUUGCCUAUGUGUCGUAUGUUCUUGCCACUCAUCCCAAUGAACAGAGUAAAUUACAAGCACAUAUCGAUGCUCAUUUCGAUUCGAUUACUGAAGAUGAUAUGCCAAAUUAUGAAAAGAUUUCGGAAAUGGACUACUUAGAUAUGUUUAUUCGAGAAACUCUCCGUAUGUAUCCAAUUGCACCGAAUGCCGUCACUCGACAGAAUACGAAAGAGUUUCAUAUCGAUGGUGUAGGCGUUAUUCCGAUUGGUACUAGUAUUACUGCGAAUCAAUACAGUUUGCACUUCAAUCCUGAUCUUUGGGGUCCAGUCGAUCCACAUACAUUCUAUCCAGAACGAUUUACUACCAAGCGGCAUCCACUUGCAUGGGUUCCAUUCGGUGCUGGACCGCGAAACUGUGUUGGAAUGCGAUUUGCACUAAUGGAAAUGAAAAUAGUACUAGUUCGACUUCUUAAAAUCUAUUCGAUUAUCGAUUGUGGUGAACAAACGCGCCAAUCUAUUGAAGAACUCGAAGAAAUGAAAGUUAUUGCACCAAAAAAUAUGAUUGUACGUUUGCAACGUCGAGAUGAACAAAUAUCAUAA